AUGGUUUACAAGAAAAGGUAUGAAUAUUCUCCAUUAGAAGAAAUAUUUUUUCCCAAGAGAAUUGCCAAUACACAAUAUUAUAACGAUGAGGAGUUGUUGUUUUCAAACAAAAAGAAUGAGAGGAAAGAUAUUGGCAACAGAUCAAUUAAGACUAAAGGAAAAAGAGGAAAGAAUGUACAGGAGAAUAUUAAUAAUAUAAAAGAUGACUUGCUGAGAACCAAUAUUUCAUUGGAGCUAUGUGUUCGAAAAAAAAAUUAUUACCUGAACACCAGAAACUCGAAUCAUGUACAAAAUUAUUUCUUCUUCUAUGAUUAUCGCAAAUGUUUUCACAAUAUGGAUGGGAAGUUAUUCAUUGAUAGGAACCCAGUCCAGAUAAAGAGCGACCGGACGAAGCGAGAUGAGAGACUAAACCAAGUCAUUCCAAUUCAGAACUACAACACGUUUAUGCAUGCCUACAAUAUAUAG
This is a messenger RNA of Plasmodium gonderi, 465 nucleotides long. RefSeq lists its product as hypothetical. Lineage: Eukaryota; Apicomplexa; Aconoidasida; Haemosporida; Plasmodiidae. The record is from RefSeq and is a predicted model, not a curated record. Bases 1 to 465 code for a protein of 154 amino acids. The transcript has 2 exons.